Molecule: messenger RNA, 714 nt
Organism: Clonostachys rhizophaga
Lineage: Eukaryota; Fungi; Ascomycota; Sordariomycetes; Hypocreales; Bionectriaceae
Source: the annotation of a GenBank genome assembly
AUGAAACCUUUCUCGCAGUUUUGGCCUGUCUGGCAAAGAGAUACCAAGCGUCCCGCAUAUCUGGCCAAGGCCGCAGUCCUUAUCCUUUUGGCACAAGGCGGAGCCAUUUGGAACGCAGACUCCAAGAGGGCUGCACACACGUCCAAUGCCACAGUUGCCACCUGCAGUGCACGUAUCCGCGCCUUUAGGGAUACACACGCUGGAUGGGCCGCAGAUGAACCCGAUGCCACAGUCGCUAUCCGUGGUGCACUUGGGGUCCGGAACGCAGAUACCAUUCGAUCCGCACACUUGACCGGGGCCACAAUUUGCGUUCGACUGACAAGACCCUUCGACUUCGGGAAUGCAGGUUCCGGCCGGGCCACAUUCAAAACGUGGCGGGCAGUCACCUUUGACAGUACAGCUGUUACCACUUCCCGUGAUGCAGAUGCCAAGGGGACCGCAGACGAGGCCGAAGUCACAGUUUUCGAUACACUUCUUGGUAGGCCCGCAGAUGAAUCCAGCAGCGCAGUCCUGGUCGACGGUGCAGCUGCCGCUGGUAUCUGGGACACAUGUACCGAGUGGUCCGCAGAUAAAGCCGAAGUCACACUUCCGGUUUGUAUCACAGAGUGGAGAGUCGUCGGAAACGCAGACACCAGUCGAACUGCACACCUGUCCAGUCUUGCAGGGCCGGGUCGGGCCACAGACAUCUGGAGUAGAAGGGAUGCAGACCUUUGA